AUGACAGAAGAAGGAGAAAUCAGAAGGCAUCUGGUGCUUAUCAAACCUGUCUCCUUGGAAGAUGAGAAAGAUUCUGAGCAAACAGCUUCGAGUGUUAUCCGUCGAGUUUUUAGCCUCUUCAAGAACGUACGCCUAGGAUCCGAUCUCGCCAAUUUGCAGGUACCACCUCAGCUGAGCCAACCAAAAUCGCAACUCCAAUGUUACGCUGAGAUGAUCUACAGCUUUGGCGGUAAGGAUCUGCUCGGUGAAUGCAGCCGCCGCGAUUCUCCCAUAGAACGGCUCAAAUCGGUGGUGACGUGGAACAUCUCCAAACUCCGUCCCGUACUCUUUGGGUCUCCGUACAACCCUAUUCUUGGCGAGACUCACCACGUCUCGAACGGUCACAUCAACGUUCUCAUCGAACAAGUAUCACAUCAUCCUCCAGUGUCCGCACUUCAUGCUACUCACGCUAAGGAAAAUAUUGACGUGGCAUGGGUUCAAUAUUUCAGUCCUAAAUUUCGUGGUGCUUACGUGGAGAUUGAAGUGAAGGGCAAAAGAGUAAUGAAGCUUCAUAGUCGAAAAGAGACUUACCAUAUGGAACAACCGAGACUGAUUUUAAGAUUUCCUGGCCCUGGAGGAUACUGGGACGGCAAAACCAAAUUAAAGUGUCCGGAGACGGGUUUAGCAGCUGACUUACACUUGAACUCCGGUUCCUUCAUGGAAAGAUUCAGAGGCAACAACAGAUCUCUUAAAGGAAAGAUUUAUGAAUCCUCCUCUGGGAAUAUGCUCUACGAGAUCUUUGGCCAUUGGGACAGAACAGUAAUGGCGAAAAAUCUGAAGACCGGUGAGGUCGAGGUUAUUUACGAUGCUCAAGAGACUAUCACAGGACUCAAACCUCCAAUUGUCAAGAAUCUGGAGGAAGUAAUGGAGAGCGAGUCGGCGUUGGUGUGGGGUGAAGUAAGUGAAGGGAUAAUGAAGAAAGACUGGGAAAGAGCUGGAAAAGCUAAGAGACUUGUAGAGGAGAAACAAAGAGAGUCUCUGGAACAGAGAGAGGCUUCUGGUGAGCCUUGGGUUCCCAAGCAUUUCUCAGUGGUCAAAGAUGGUAAAGACUGGGAAUGCUCACCGCUACAGCCUACAGUUCCUCGGGCUCCACUCGUCAUCACAAAGGCACAAGGAGAAAUCGUAAACCGAUUUCAAGAUUCCAAGACUUAG
Messenger RNA from Microthlaspi erraticum, 1191 nucleotides. The record is from the annotation of a GenBank genome assembly. NCBI's taxonomy places the organism in Eukaryota, Viridiplantae, Streptophyta, Magnoliopsida, Brassicales, Brassicaceae.